Saccoglossus kowalevskii is the source of this 2367-nucleotide messenger RNA. RefSeq lists its product as uncharacterized. Gene Ontology annotation, cellular component: cytoplasm. Gene Ontology annotation, biological process: signal transduction. The record is from RefSeq and is a predicted model, not a curated record. Lineage: Eukaryota; Metazoa; Hemichordata; Enteropneusta; Harrimaniidae. Gene Ontology annotation, molecular function: protein binding.
AUGAAUCUACUCCAGUAUUGCGACCGGUCUAGUGAGAAAUUAUGUUUUACCUCAAUAACACAAUUACCACCAUCAAUAGUAGAAUUCCAUCGUCUACGAGAACUUGUGUUGGCAAAUAAUCAGCUAAAGACGUUACCAGAAGAAUUGGCUAACUUGCAAAACCUUAAGAUAUUGGAUGUAUCACACAAUGCAUUGACGAAGUUCCCGUCUGUUGUUUGUAACUGCCUAACAUUACACGGUUUAAGCGUUGCAGACAAUAAGUUGAAAACAAUACCUGCAAAUAUUUCCAGAUUGCAACAACUAAACCACAUCGAUGUUUCAUACAACCGCAUCAAGUCAAUACCGUCAGAACUUUGGACAUUAAGACAGCUUAAAGUGGUUAAUAUGAAUAACAAUUUAAUCUCAUCUAUAUUACCGAAUAUACGGAGACUAUGUCAACUUUAUUGGCUGGGACUAGCUAACAAUGUCAUCCAAUCAAUCCCUGAUGAAAUAGGAAACCUCGACCAUCUUCGGUUUUUGGAUCUGCGAAACAAUCGUCUACAUGGAGUACCACAAGGAAUAUACGAUAUUAUAAGUUUGGCAACGCUGUUACUCGAUGGAAACCCAAUGUACACACAAACAAGACAUUAUCCAGUGAAAACGACAGAGAAAGUAGUCACCGUGGAGUUAGACAAUGAGAAAACUGUGUCUUACAGUAUCGGAAAUGGAUUUUCCCUUUCGGUUCCUCCUGGAUCAGUUCAGAGUCCAAUUCAUCUGACUAUCACAACAUUACAAGACAAUUGUUUAAAGAAAAUGUUGGGUGACUACGAAAUGAUUGAAUCAGACAUAAUUGAAAUCUCGCCUAAUACAUAUGAGUUCAUACAACCAGUAACACUAGGAUUUAAAUGUCCAUCUAUGAAUUCGAAAUCGCUCUGUAUUAAGACAAUCGGUGGUAGGAAGAAAUGGAAAAAUGUGUCUACAAAACAGACAACAGAUGGUGUGUUAGCAAAAAUACGUAAAUGUGCCAUGUUUGUCGUGUUAUCAACUCCUAAAGUGCAAAAGUGUAACGUUAAUGAUCAAGGUGGUAGAAUUGUAUCUGAAAUUACAGAGGAUGUAGUUAUUGACUUUCCCCCAAAUGCUGUAAUGGAUGACAUGUGCCUGUCUAUGACGGUACAUAUUCCUGACCCAAGCUUAACAGUGACUCAUGACUCGUGUAUCAAAGAUAAUGUUAUAUUCGGUCCAAUUGUUCAAAUAAAUGAGAAGAAUAAAGAAAAGAUACGCUUUGAGAAAGAUGUAAAGUUCAGUCUUCCUGUGCCACCGUCAAAAGAAGAUCAGUUCCAACCACGAACUGUAAUGGUGUUUUGUGAUUCUGGUGAUGGUCAUUGGAAAUUGAUAACAAAAGAACACAUGGUUGGCUCAGAGAAGACCACUGAAUUCAACGUACGCCAUUUUUCAGGAUACACAUCGAUAUCAAUGCCUCGGAGAUCAUCCAGCUCUAAAUGGCUGACAAGAAAAUGUGAAAAACUGUUAGAAGUUAUAAAAUUGGGCGUUUUUAAAGUACAGCUCAUUCUUAUGCAAAAGAAAGAUAACCCGAGGAUGUUAGUCCUCAGUUUAGUGAAAGUACGUGAACUUGACACGAAGCUUAACAAGUUAAAAGAACUUGGAUAUAAUAACAACGGACUACCAUACAGCAAUGUUUUUGAGAUGGUGAAUGGAGAUAUGAUAUCGAUUGCUGUUGAUGAGAGAUUUGUCAUUGAGUCAGCCGACACACCCACAUUUACUGAAAAUGGAUUAAAUGAUUAUGAAAUAAUAGUAAGUCUGAAGUCACAUAGAAAUAGCAGAGUUCAAGGUGGUGUGAUUGGUCACUUGGAAUGUACAUAUGAAGGAAAGGAACAACAACAGGAAAGAACUAAAUGUUGUGGCAUUAGUGAUUCUAUGGGCGAGACACUGACUAUGAAGUUAUCAUUCUGCCUUCCACAGAAUGCAUGGGUUGCAUCAAACACGAGUAAUGUUGAACCAAUGGUACCCUUGAUAGAUACACGGUACACUAACUCUGAUAACAAUGAGGCAGAUGUGGAGCCACGAAAUAAUAAUGACAAUGAAUCAGGUUUGACAGCGUUAACAGAUUUAGUAUCCAGAGAGCUUCCUCUUCAUGAAUGGAAGAGCUUCGGUCGUCUGAGACUUGGCUUGAAAGACAUAGAAUUAGAAAAUAUUGCCUAUGAUUAUCGUGAUAGUGUGCUAGAGCAGAAAUACCAAAUGCUUUACCUUUGGACGCGAAAAGUCGGAAACGAUGCGUCUGUUUGCAGACUAUAUUCUUAUCUACAAGAACAUAAACUGUGCAGAGCUGCUGACAAGUUGAAACAAUUCGUAACUGCAGAUAAAAACUAG